CAGAUGUGGCCCACACCCAUUUGAGGGAGGGAGAGAAAAAAACACAUUGCGCAUGGGUCUCCAACUUAACACUACUGUCAACUUAACAGCAAAGCAGUUGCACAAAUUCAUCAAGGAAAGGGAGUUAACGGAAAACGUAUUGCUUGACUUGGAAUUGCACUGACUGACAUCAUCAUGAAGGCAUCAACCACAGCAGGUCCAGCAAUAACCAUGACAUCGCCAGAAUCCUUCGAACAAGGAAUCAUUGAGGUCGUCACCCAUCUGGUCACACAGAAUUUCACAGAACACUUCACACAACCCUUCAGAGCUGGAGUUCUGACAACAACUUCUGCAGAUAUGACUGAAACAAACUCAGACGCUUUUUUAGUGAGAGCCGCCCACGUAGAGGAUGGAUCCUUUGAAGCCAUUUUCGGAGGAGUCAUUUUUGCCCUGCUCCUGGCGCUGCUCCUGGCGUUGCUGGUACUGCGCUACAUUGUCAAGCAUAAGGGCACUUACCACACCAACGAGGCCGACUGUGGUGAUUCUGUUGACAAGUAUGGCGGUGACUCUCAAAGCGAGCAGGUUCAACUAGAGAUUUUGGACAAGGAAGAAUAGAAAGAAGGAUACUUCAUUUGAAACAGGAUCUUGUUCCAUUUCUAAACCAGGGCCAAUAUUUUCCAUGGAAUUGGAAAUGCCUAUGAUGGUCAUCUACAACCAUCUCAGCUCUGCAGAUUUUGCUACGAAGAGACAAAAUAAUUAGAUCACUUAUUUUUGUAUUGCCCAUAUAGUAUAUACACUAUAUAUGCAAAAGUAUGAGGACACCCCUUCAAAUUAGUGGAUUGGCUAUUUCAGCCUCAUUACAGCCUUAUUCUACAGCUUUAUUUCCCUCAUCAAUCUACACAAAAUCUCAUAAUGACAAAGCAAAAACAGUUAUUUAUCCAUUUUUGCAAAUGUAUAUAUUUUUUUACUGAACUAUCACAUUUACAUAAGUAUUCAGAUCCUUUACUCAGUACUUUGUUGAAGCACCUUUGGCAGUGAUUACAGCCUUGAGUCUUCUUGGGUAAGACACUACAAGCUAGGCACACCUGUAUUUGGGGAGUUUAUCCCAUUCUUCUCUACAAAUCCUCUCAAGCUCUGUCAGGUUGGAUGGGGAGAGUUGUUGUACAGCUAUUUUAAAGGUCUUGGGUUCAAGUUCGGGCUCUGGCUGGGCCACUCAAGGAUGUUCAGAGACUUGUCCCAAAGCCACUCCUGCAUUGUUUUGGCUGUGUGCUUAGGAUCGUUGUCCUGUUGGAAGUUGAACCUUCAAGCCAGUCUAAGGUCCUGAGUGCUCUAGAAAAGGUUGUCAUUAAUGAUCUCUCUGUACUUUGCUCAGUUCAACUUUCCCACAAUCCUGACUCGUCUCCCAGACCCUGCCACUGAAAAAUAUCCCCAAAACAUGAUGCAUCAUGCUUCACCGUAGGGGUGGUGCCAGGUUUACUCCAGGCGUGACUCUUGGCAUUCAGGCCAAAGAGUUCAAUCUUGGUUUCAUCAGACCAGAGAAUCUUGGAGAAUCUCAUGGUCUGAGAGUCCUUUAGGGGCUUUUAUUGGGCAAACUCCAAGCGAGCUGUCAUGUGCCUUUUACUGAGGAAGGGCUUCCGUCUGGCCACUCUACCAUAAAAGCCUGAUUUGUAGAGUGCUGCAGAGAUGAUUGUCCUUCUGGAAGGUUCUCCCAUCUCCACAGAGCAACUCUGGAGUGCUGUCAGAGUCACCAUCCGGUUCUUGGUCACCUCCCUGACCAAAGCCCUUCUCCCCCGAUUGUUCAGUUUAGCCGGGCGACUAGCUCUAGGAAGAGUCUUGUUGGUUCCAAACUUGUUCCAUUUAAGAAUGAUGGAGGCCACUGUGUUCUUGGGGACCUUCAAUGCUGCAGAAAUGUUUUGGUACCCUUUCCCAGAUCUGUGCCUCGACACAAUCCUGUCUCGGAACUCUAUGGACAAUUCCUUCGACCUCAUGGCUUGGUUUUUGCUCUGUCAUGCACUGUCAACUACAGACAGGUGUGUGUCUUUCCAAAUCAUGUCCAAUCAAUUGAAUUUAUCACAGGUGGACUUCAACCAAGUUGUAGAAACAUAUCAAGGAUGAUCAGUGGAAACAGGAUGCACCUGAGCUCAAUUUCGAGUCUCAUAACAAAGGGUCUGAAUACCUAUGUAACAUUAGAGUGUCUAGUUUGAGAAACAAACGGCUCACAAGUCCUCAACUGGUAGCUUCAUUAAAUAGUACCAGCAAAACACCAGUCUCAACCUCAGUGAACCAGUGAAGAGGUGAAUCCGUGAUGCUGGCCUUCCAGGCUGAGUUGCAAAGAAAAAGCCAUAUCUCAGACUGGCCAAUAAAAAGAAAAGAUUAAGAUGGGCAAAAGAACACAGACACUGGACAGAGGAACUCUGUCUAGAAGGCCAGCAUCCCAGAGUCGCCUCAUCACUGCUGAUGUUGCUCAGUUGUUCACCAGGGCCUCCCACUCCUCUUUCUAUUCUGGUUAGAGACAGUUUGCACUGUUCUGUGAAGGGAGUAGUACACAGUGUUGUAAGAGAUCUUUAGUGUCUUGCAAUUUCUCGCAUGGAAUAGCCAUAAUUUCUUAGAACAUGAAUAGACUGACGAGUUUCAGAAGAAAGUUAUUUUUUUCCGGACAUUUUGAGCCUGUAUUCAAACCCACAAAUGCUGAUGCUCCAGACAUUCAACUAGUCUAUUGAAGGCCUGUUGUAGUGCUUCUUUAUCAGAACAACAGUUCUCAGCUGUGCGAACAUAAUUACAAAAUAGUUUUCUAAUGAUCAAUUAGCCUUUUAAAAUGAGAACCUUAGCUAACACAACGUGCCAAUGGAACACAGGAGUGAUUGUUGCUGAUAAUGGACCUCUGUACGCCUAUGUAGAUAUUCCAUAAAAAAAACACUUCCAGCUACAAUUAUCAUUUACAACAUUAACAAUGUCUACUCUGUAUUUCCGAUCAGUUUGUUAUUUUAAUGGACAAUUUUUUUUUUUUGCUUUUCUUUCAAAAACAAGGAAAUUCUAAGUGACCCCAAACUUUUGAACGGUAGUGCAUGCUCAAAGUAUUAACAUCCCAAAAUACUGUAUUGGUGACGAAAUGUGGUCAAGUUUAUGUUGAAGAUAAUGCAUGUCUGUUGUUUUAUCACAUGAAAAUGCCAUUCGAUAAAGUGUGGGUAUGUAUCAAGCUACACAUUUGAUACAUUUUCACAGUCAUGGAUUAAAUCGGACAAACUUUUUUUCCCAAUUCAGAGUUUACUUGUACACCCAGUCGAAAAAUCGGAUUAUUCAACACAACAUCUGGGUUCAGGAAACCAAGAUAUAGGGGCAAAUGUUUGCACUUCAAUAGUGUGUGUUAAUGAGAUUUAGAAGCUUAUGGAGGAUUUUGUGUUUUCUAUUUUCAUCAAGCUAGAAUAGAGCGAUGCAGUGCCCGAGGCUGCUAAAGGGCAGUUCUGAAUCCUUGAGUAGCGCCAGGCAGCGCUAUGUGGGUUUAAUGCAAUUCCAACAACCCCAGAAACAUUCCUGCAGAGCUGAGCCAGCACACUUUGCAAAAAACCAUUGUGCCUCUGGGAAAUCAUUUUACUCUAAUUGCAUAUUAUUCUUGGUUGGGAUACAAGACAAUACAAGCCAAUCUCAAGAUCAUACAUCACCUGAUCUACGAGCUGGCAAAGAGCACUUACUUUUGGCCAUUUGAUUGCAAGUUGAAAGUAUUUAUUUCCAUUUGUCUUCCUAAUCAAAGUAUGGGACAAUUUCUAACCUUUCUCCAAACAGAGUUUUCCUUCAAUUCUCUAAUCAAGUCCAACUUCAAAGCCAGUGACUCAGCGUGUUUGAGUGCAGUAGCUCGAGUGCUCUGUCUGAUUGAGGUAAAGACAAUAACGCCAUUGAGACAUCCAUCCAACUGCCGUCCUCACCGACAACAUAUCAAAUCCUAUUGAUCAGGGAGGAAAACACUUACAAAACAAGUGCCCCAAAUGGCACCCUAUUUCUUAUUUAGUGCACUAGGCUACUUUUGACCAAGGGCCCUAUGGGGGAAUAGGAUGCUAAAUAGGGAAUAGGGACUCGGCCGUGACUUCAGCAGGGCCACUGACACCUCUCAAGGAGAUUAACAACUUUUCUAAAAGAGUCAUUCCAGGGUCACUGAAGCCAUAGCCUGGCCUAGACAGCUAAACACAAGCACCAGGCGCUUGAAAGGCAAUCAUCAGGAAGUCAGCCUUGCAACCAGCAACCAGCCGCACUUCACGUUCAAUGUAUUUUUAUUAUUAGGAAUCAAAUAACAGUUCAAAAGACACCCAUCCUGUUCUCUCUUGCAAUUGUAUCCCAGCUUUCCUCCUGGCCUUGGUGCGCGGAGAACAUACUGUUUUUAUGGCGACAAUAAGCCAUACUUUGAUAUGGCCCUGAAGGCAUCAACAUAAAUUCAUUUCAUCUCGACUGCUCUGUGAAGCUUGAACAAUGGCAAAGCCAAAGCUGGUGACUUUUCCCAUCUCUUCUCCUUCUGUCGACAAAAUGGCAUAAAAUGCAAAUACAUGCUAGCAUUCUCUGUGGAUGAGCGCGGCAUGCGACUGUACUCUCCUAAAGACACCAACGAUGGAAACACAUAGAAUUUCUUUUGAACAAUGUAGCUACCUCACUCUCUUUGAGUUGUAGCUAAUUCCAGUAAAAGAGGAUACGGUACGUGAAUUAAUGAACGACUUGACUUGGAAGCCCAUGGUUCCAUAGUCUGAGUUGUGUAGAUUAUCGCCCUUGUUAAACAAUAGGCUAAGUCUUGUGUGCGUCCCAAACAGCACCCAUAGAGCUCUAGUCAAAAAUUGUGCCCUACAGAAUGUACAGGAAAUAGUCUGCCAUUUGGGACAGAGACCUGGAUGUGUUCAGACAAAGGAAAGAAGAAUGGGAACAGGAAACUCAUUGAAUCAUCUUGUUAGAAUAUCCCCAUGGCUUACAAUAGGCGCGGUCCCAAAUGCAACCCUAUUCCCUGGUCCCUGGUCAAAAGUAGUGCACUGCGUAGGGAUUAGGGUGUCAUUUGGGAUGCACUUUUUAAAGGUUCUGGGGCUCUUGAGAAAGGAGAGUUUUGCAUAAUACAGCAGCAAUAAAACAGAAAACGCUAAAUUCCAGCUCAUCCAAGUGUUGCUCUAGUCUAUUCUUCAGCGAAUAUCCUAUAAGCUAUAAUGAAGAUAUGUGACUUAGCCCCUGACAUGGCAAGCUUCCUAGGAGAAAGGACUUCCUUUCCAGACUCAAUUACUAUUUCAAUACGUUUCCGCUAUGGAUAUUGAAUAUUGCAAGAUAAGCAGUUCUCGCAAAAUUGCACAAAGUCUGCUUCGGAGUUUGUGUUAAGGCUUUUUACGCUUCUGUUCAAAGGUGCAUUGGGAAGGUUAUGAAGUACAUUUUUUGGGGGGGGGACAGGGUUACAGGAAUAAAUAAUCCAGUACCUGCCUGUGAAGACGGAUGCUACAUUGUUACAGCCAGGAAUAGUUUCUGCACUCAGCACUUCCCCAAAGAAGUGAAUGUCAAACUUGUGAAUGUCAAACUUGCAGAGAGAGGGGAUCCCCAACAGAGCAGCGUUAGAGAACUGUUAAACCAACUCAGUGUUAAAGAUGAAAUCGGCAUAAGGUGAAACAGUGACACUGUUCGCCCUCAGUGCAUUUGUCGUGAUUUUUGUUCUGCUGAUGAAAAGGAGGAGAGGAGCAAUCAGUAUCGUGGACCCAAAAAUAUUCCAGUACAUACUCUGUGUUCUAUCGCGCGUGGGGGGGGAACCGUGUUCGUUGUUUGAAGUAUCUUCUUCGUUGUUGUGAUAUAGCAAACGGACGCGGCCGUUUCACCGAGUACGAUUUCCAGCUUUAAAACAGUGUUCAACCAAUGCAGUGUUAAAGCAGUGUUCAACCAAUGCAGUGUUAAAACAGUGUUCAACCAAUGCAGUGUUAAAACAGUGUUCAACCAAUGCAGUGUUAAAACAGUGUUCAACCAAUGCAGUGUUAAAACAGUUUUUAGAAGAAUUCACAAGCUUGUAAUUGCAAAACUAGGCAGAAAUGCUGAAGAAACGUGAUUCAGAAAAGAGGGAACAAACGGUGUUAUGCUUUGAACUGCUUUUAAUUAAGUCUGUUCCUUUCUGUUUACUUUGAUGAAACAUUGUUUCCUUAUUAGGCUCACUGUACCAAAGAGAGCUGCAUCUCCAUAAAACUAAAGGGAACAUCAUCCCCGUUAAUAACUGUUACUAAUUUAUAUACCUAUAGUUUGGUUUUGAAAGAUUCAUACAACACAAGAACAGUACACUGCCCUCUGAUCCCAGAGAUCAUAAUAACCUUGUGUCUCACUCCCACUAUCCAACAUGCAUUUACUGUCCCCAAGGAGGCUGCCUGCCUGUUUGCCUGCCUACCUACCCGCCUUCUUGCCUAGCUGCCUGUGUGGCUGGCUUCCUGUACAGAUAGCCUAGCAGAGAGCCUGCCACUACCUGGCUGGCUCUCUGCCUGCCUGCCUCUCUGCCUUCCUAUCUACCUGCGUGUCUGCCUCUCUACCUGCCUGCCUCUCUGCCUGUGCCUUCCUCUCUGCCUGCCUGCCUGACUGCCUGCCUGCCUCUCUGCCUCUCUGCCUGCCUCUCUACCUGCCUGCCUCUCUGCCUGUCUGCCUUCCUCUCAGCAUGCCUGUCUGCCUGCCUGCCUCUCAGCCUCGCUGCCUGCCUCUCCGCCUGCCUGCCU
Messenger RNA from Oncorhynchus masou masou (cherry salmon), 6674 nucleotides. RefSeq names its product cell adhesion molecule 1-like. The record is from RefSeq and is a predicted model, not a curated record. Gene Ontology annotation, cellular component: membrane; cortical cytoskeleton. NCBI's taxonomy places the organism in Eukaryota, Metazoa, Chordata, Actinopteri, Salmoniformes, Salmonidae. Bases 175 to 594 code for a protein of 139 amino acids. The transcript has 5 exons.